Molecule: messenger RNA, 855 nt
Organism: Mesorhabditis spiculigera
Lineage: Eukaryota; Metazoa; Nematoda; Chromadorea; Rhabditida; Rhabditidae
Source: the annotation of a GenBank genome assembly
AUGGCCGCACUCCCUGAUGACGUCUUCUCCAAAUUGUGCAACAUCGCCCUCGAGAAGUGCCACGAUAAGGAGGAGAGGCGGAGGGCCGGAUGCGGAGGACAAGCCAUGAGGAAACGGGUACUCAUCAAGAACUUCGUGGCCGACCUCCUGAAGGCUCAAAAUGAGCGACGACGCCUCGGCUCAAUCUCCCCGAUCUCGUCGGACGAAGAGGAGUGGGACGAGUACGAGGAGGACGAGGAGGAAGAGGAGCAACUCCAUCAACAUCAGCACACCCAAGUCGAUCAUCACCUCGAGGUUGACGAGGAUGAAGAUGACGAGCCGGUGCCGACCCCCCUCCCGCCUCUGGCCCCUCCACAAGCCAGAAGCUUCGUCGACUCAGACCCGUCAUUGUCUUCGCUAUUCCCUGACUACCUCGAGACUGCCCCCGAUUCGAUCUCGGUGGGUUGUGAGCAGACGAAGCUCUCAUCCGAGGACCGUCUCUGGGUCUACGAUGCCUACGGUAGCGAGAGUGAGCAAGCGUACGCUCCUGCUGAUGCUGUUUGGCAUCACCAUCAUCCUCAAGCCGUCGAGGGGUGGACCAUCUCUUAUGAUGGAGAGGAGUGCACACCGUAUGACCAGCCCCUCUACGUCGACCCGGGUCAGCUGUGCUUCAGCGAUGAGCUCUAUCCACAGCGCCCAAUCGAGGGCCAUGACCAUUUCUUUUUGUCGCUCUCCGGAGGGCAUCUGGCUGAGAUGAAGAGCUAUGCCGUCGAACUCCCCGAAGACGUCACGGCCGACGGUCGUGAGGUUGCCCCCAACAAGCGCUCCGCUUCCGGUGAAGCCCACGAAGCCCCCGCCAAGCGCGCCAAGCUCAUC